GUCUUUCACCCCCCCACGCACUUCCGGCUCGCGGGGAAACGAGCAGGGAUCACUUCCGCUUCCGGUGCGGCUGCUGCUGGGAAGGUGCCGGUUCCGCAGCCCUGGCAGGUGUUUCUGACAGCAGUACCGAACAUAUGCUUCAAGGAUGUCUCUGUCUCUCACAAUAAAAUGGGGUGGACAGGAAUAUACCAUCACCUCACUAUCAGAAGAAGAUACAGUAUUAGAUCUCAAGCAGUCUCUCAAAGGUCUUACUGGAGUGCUACCAGAGCGCCAAAAACUGCUUGGCCUCAAAAUGAAAGGCAGACCUGCAGAUGACGACGUUAAGCUCGGAGCUCUCAAGCUGAAACCAAAUACUAAAAUUAUGAUGAUGGGAACUCGUGAAGAGAGUCUGGAAGAUGUCCUUGGACCACCCCCUGAUAAUGAUGAUGUCAUUAAUGAUUUUGAUAUUGAGGAAGAAGUUGUUGAAGUAGAAAAUAGGGAAGAAAACCUACUAAAAAUUUCCCGCAGAGUUAAAGAAUACAAAGUGGAAGUUCUGAAUCCACCUAGGGAAGGAAAAAAGCUGUUGGUACUAGAUGUUGAUUACACACUGUUUGACCACAGAUCGUGUGCUGAAACUGGGGUAGAGUUAAUGAGGCCAUAUCUUCAUGAAUUCCUAACAUCUGCAUAUGAGGAUUAUGAUAUUGUAAUUUGGUCUGCUACUAACAUGAAGUGGAUUGAAGCUAAAAUGAAAGAGCUGGGAGUGAGCACAAAUGCAAACUACAAGAUAACCUUCAUGUUGGACAGUGCCGCCAUGAUAACAGUGCACACUCCAAGGAGAGGGCUAAUUGACGUGAAGCCCCUUGGUGUCAUAUGGGGAAAAUUUUCAGAGUAUUACAGCAGGAAAAAUACUAUCAUGUUUGAUGAUAUUGGACGAAACUUUCUAAUGAACCCACAGAAUGGAUUAAAGAUAAGGCCUUUUAUGAAAGCGCAUUUAAAUCGGGAUAAAGACAAGGAGCUUCUAAAGCUUACUCAGUACCUCAAAGAAAUAGCAAAAUUAGAUGACUUUUUGGAUCUGAAUCACAAGCACUGGGAAAGGUACCUUUCAAAGAAGCAAGGACAAUAGCUUUAAUAAACUCCUGUGGCAAUGAAUUGAAGGGAACAUAAUGGAGAUCUUCAGACCUUUCCUUGCUUUUAUGCUAGAGUAUACUAGUGCUGGACACUGAAUCAGAUGCCAGAAUGACUGCUUAUACUUGGUCUUCCAGUUGGUUUGUGAGUCUUAUUUUUUUAAGAUCACAGCAAUAAGCUCAAAUUGGGAGAAAUAGGCCAGUUGCUUUCCCCCCACCCUUGCAUUUACUUUUGGUAUGACUAAAUCAUUUUCUCUUUCAUUACUACUGUAAUACCACCAUGACUAUUAAAGACCAAAAAUCAUUCUAAAACUGGUAACAAUAUUUUGUUUAGACCAAAAAAGUUGAAUAAGGUGCCAGCCUUGGCAGCCUAUAUAUAAGUCGCCUCUUCUCUCUGUCUUAUAAACAAUCUCCUACUUCUAUUCCAGAUUUAAGUCUAUGAACUACAAGCUCUCUAAAUUUGACAUGCAUUUUCACGAUGUCAGUGUUCCUUUGUGCAAGGCAGAAUAAGAUUGGAAAUUGCCACCUCUAAGGCAAACGUACUCUAGUUUGCAAAUUUUGUAUUAUAAAGCAGUGGUUUACUGGAAUAAACACACUGAAGGGAGAAAAGUCCUGUUUGAUGGUAAGUCAAAAGCAGUACGUCUAAAGAAGAAAUAUUCUCAUAACCCAAUAAAGAAUUGAACCUCAAAUGAGGUGACGUUCUUAAUAAAGCAUGAGCAAAACCCCCUUGUUAAAUCUUGUUAGAGUGCAAACACUGUGUUUUGAAUUACAAUAUUCAGCCAUACUGUUAAAGCAUUAUUUACUUGCGCUGCUUCAGCCUGCACUAUAGAAGUGUGAUGUGACUGCUGUUUUGCAUUACCAACGGUCUGGGAUUGUUCAGUUCUGAUAUUUGACAGAAGACUGACCCGUUCAAAUAAGGAUGGUGUAUAUUGUUCUUAAGGAACUAUAGCAGUUGUGUAAAUAAUAAAUACCUUUUUCUUAG
Molecule: messenger RNA, 2085 nt
Organism: Gavialis gangeticus (Gharial)
Lineage: Eukaryota; Metazoa; Chordata; Crocodylia; Gavialidae
Gene: UBLCP1
Product: ubiquitin like domain containing CTD phosphatase 1
Exons: 11
Coding region: 146-1102 (318 amino acids)
Biological process (GO): protein dephosphorylation
Cellular component (GO): nucleus
Molecular function (GO): protein binding; protein serine/threonine phosphatase activity
Source: RefSeq, a predicted model, not a curated record